AUGGGCGUUCCGGGCAGCGGGCAGGGCCGGGUGUCCCGGCCCCGCUGUUGCCUUGCAGCGAGUUUGGCGCUGGCGGUGCUGGCCGGGCCGCUCGCAGCUGGAGAGUGGGAUCCCGCGGAGGGGCGGCCCGAGCCCCGCAGCCCUUCCCCUUUCCAGCCCAGCACGGGCCUGCCCCCGGUGGAGUUCGGGGCGGUGGUCGCGGCCUCGUACCGGGGCCCUGGGAACGGCGACACCCGCCUCAACCGGGAGCUGCCCAUCCUGCUGUGGUGGAGCCCGGGCCUCUUCCCGCACUUCCCGGGGGACACGGAGCGCAUCGACUGCGCGCGCCACUCCUGCCUAGUGACCCGGCGCCGGCGCGUGGCGCGGCACCAGCGCACCAAGGCCCUUAUCUUCUACGGGACCGACUUCCGGGCCUACGAGGCCCCGCUGCCGCGCCUGCCCCACCAGACCUGGGCGCUGUUCCACGAGGAGUCCCCCAUGAACAACUACCUGCUGUCCCACCGGCCCGGCAUCAGCCUCUUCAACUACACCGCCACCUUCCGGCGGGAGUCGGACUAUCCGCUGACCCUGCAGUGGCUGCCCAGCCUGGCCUACCUGCGCCGGGCCGCCCUGCCGCUGGCGGAGAAGGAGCGGUGGCGAAAGCAGGGCUAUGCCCCGGUGCUGUACAUGCAGUCCCACUGCGAUGUCCCCUCCGACAGGGACAGAUACGUGCGGGAGCUCAUGAAGCACAUCCAGGUAGACUCCUAUGGUAAAUGCCUGAAUAACCGAGAGCUUCCCAGUGAGAGGCUGAGGGACACUUCUACAGCCACAACAGAGGAUUCUGAAUUCAUGACCUUUAUCUCCAGGUACAAGUUUCAUCUUGCCAUGGAGAAUGCCAUAUGCAAUGACUACAUGACUGAGAAGCUGUGGCGUCCAAUGCAUUUGGGUGCCAUCCCUGUAUACCGAGGCUCCCCAUCUGUGCGGGACUGGAUGCCUGAUGACCUCUCCAUCAUCCUCGUGGAUGAUUUCCAAAGCCCCCAAGAGCUAGCACAGUUCCUUGACUUCCUGGACAGGAAUGGAGAGGAGUAUUUGAAAUACCUAGAGUAUAAGAAGCCGGGAGGCAUUACAAACCAGUUUCUGCUGGAGAACAUGGAGAGGCGUGAGUGGGGAGUGAAUGACAUGACUUUGCCCAAUUACCUGAAUGGCUUUGAGUGUUUCAUCUGUGACAGGGAGAACAUCCGAGUCGCUGGUGAGCGGGAUCAUAAGAAAUCUCAUGGGAAAGUUCCAGCUCCUGAACCCCACAUAGCUCAGUUCACACACAUGGGUUGCCCUAUACCAGCCCCUGGCUUUGGAAACAUUGAGGAUCUCUUUUCAGGAGACAGCUGGAAGGAGAUGUGGCUACAAGAUUAUUGGCAGAGUCUUGAUCAGGGUGAGGCUCUGACCAGCAUGAUUCACCAUAACGAGUCUCAUCAGGGAAGAUUUUGGGAUUAUAUGCAUGAGAUCUUCCUGAAGAGGACCAGACAGCAAUGACCAUCCUCAUGAGCACCUGGUUCACUGUUACACAGGAGGCUGGGAGGGUAGGGACUUUUACCUGUCUCCAAAGACUCUGUCUUGGAACGCAAGAGGAAUUGCUCAUCUUGUAUCUCAUUCUGACUUUGGAGACCUUAACUUUCAUGGGGUCUGAGGACAGUUGGUCACUAAUCAGGCUUGAGUUCACCCCACACAACACACUCCACUACAGCAGUGGGUUCCCAUCCCUGUUCUGGAGACACCAUCUUCUGGGGUCAGAAGAAUUCAGUCUCUUUGUGCUUUCAGUGUAAUUUCCUGAGCAAAAAAGUAUUACACUUUGUGCCAAAUGACUUGGAACAUAGGCCUGUUAAGGCUGAACUGAGGUGUCCUAAACUUGUUUCAUUUCAGGAAUUUAAUUCCACAUAUUCAGUGUUAUUUUUGUAAAGGCUUUUUAUUUCGCUAGGCACUUAUCCCUCCCAUCAAGAUGG
Messenger RNA from Chelonoidis abingdonii (Abingdon island giant tortoise), 1976 nucleotides. RefSeq names its product protein O-fucosyltransferase 4 (gene POFUT4). Lineage: Eukaryota; Metazoa; Chordata; Testudines; Testudinidae. Gene Ontology annotation, cellular component: Golgi membrane. The record is from RefSeq and is a predicted model, not a curated record. Gene Ontology annotation, molecular function: alpha-(1->3)-fucosyltransferase activity.